Arabidopsis thaliana (thale cress) is the source of this 1399-nucleotide messenger RNA. RefSeq names its product Homeodomain-like superfamily protein (gene KAN3). Gene Ontology annotation, cellular component: nucleus. Gene Ontology annotation, molecular function: DNA binding; transcription cis-regulatory region binding. The record is from RefSeq and is marked reviewed. The transcript is spliced from 6 exons. Gene Ontology annotation, biological process: regulation of DNA-templated transcription; abaxial cell fate specification. Lineage: Eukaryota; Viridiplantae; Streptophyta; Magnoliopsida; Brassicales; Brassicaceae. The coding region runs from base 230 to 1198 and encodes 322 amino acids.
AGGGAACAGAGAAGAAAGAGACUUCUCAUUUCCCUCAUACCUUUUGCCAUCCCUAUUUUUCUCUCUCUAAUUCUUUACAACUGCUUUUCUCUUCUCACCAAGAACAAAAAUUCAUUAAGUUAAGAAGAAGAAAAAAAAAACUUUUUGAAAUAAAUAACAUUAUACCCCUCCUUUUUCCCAUAAAAUUCAUCAAGAUUAUCUCAAAAUCAUUCACCAAUUCUCUCUUCUUAUGGAGCUUUUCCCUUCACAACCUGACUUGUACUUGAAGAUCAGCCGAAGAAGAGAAGAAGAACAAGAAAAAGAAAGUCAAGAACUACAAGAACAAGAAGUCGAAAGGAGAUUAGGGUUUCAGAGUAAAGCCUCAGAUUUAGACAACAAGUCUUCAAAUAAUCUCAUCCACACUCUCCAGUUCACUUCAAACAAUGAAGCCACCAAGAUUAAUAGUAAUCAAGAACACAAGGAAUCUCUCGAUCAAGACUUGAGAUCUAUUUUUAUGAUGAGACCAAUAAGAGGAAUCCCUCUUUACCAGAAUCAAGUCCUUGACCACUACUACUACUCAUCUACCUCUCCCAAUCCUUUCUUCUUCAGUGAAGUCAACGGUCAACAUGCUAGUCGUCGCUUAAUCACAAACCCUAAUUGUAGUUUUAAUCUCCACAACCGUCAUCGGCGUCAAGCUCAACCGCAGCCGCCAAGAUUCACCGCCAAAAGAGGAGUAAGGGCUCCAAGGAUGCGGUGGACGACGACCCUCCACGCCCAUUUUGUACACGCUGUUCAAUUAUUGGGUGGUCAUGAAAGAGCAACCCCAAAAUCAGUACUUGAGCUGAUGGAUGUGCAAGAUCUCACAUUGGCUCAUGUUAAAUCCCAUCUACAGAUGUAUCGAACCAUCAAGUCUACUGAAAAACCUACAACGUCAUCAGGGCAGUCAGAUUGUGAGAAUGGAUCACAAGUAAACAGUGAGAGAGAAGCAAGAAAUCUCACGGGUCUAUGGAAUAACUCCUCAAGUGAAGCUCGGUUCCAGUUGAAGGCAAAGGCAUCAUCAGGUGUAGACAUUUCAUCCAAUGAGAAUGAAUGGAAGAAUCGAAGAUGUCCAAGCAACGAACGGUUGUCGUCAGAUUCGUCAAGCCUUACAGGGACAAGACCAGAGACUGAAACUCCCAAUCUUGAUUUCACUUUAGCUACACCAAACCUCUCUCCCUAAUUUUCUUAUAUAUACUAAAAAUACAUAUUAUCUGUUAAAAAUUAUAUAAAUCUCAAACUUAAAAGUUUAUGCUUUUGAAAAAAUAUAUAUGAAAUGACGUUUAUUUCUUCCUUUAUUCAUUUUUCCUUUUGUACUGUAAAAUUGAGAUGCUUUUUUUUUUGGGUCAUAAAUUUGAGAUGCUUGUUCUUGUCUUGAAUGGGA